GCCCCGCCCACGAGGGCCUUGGGCCCGCCCCCUACGACUCGCUGGCUUCCGCCCGUGUGGGAAACCCCGGAGCGGAUAUAGUGCCCUCUCCUUCCGGUCUGGCUCCUUUUCGGCCGCGGCUGCCUCCACGCGAACAUGCCUCUCGCAAAGGAUCUCCUGCAUCCUUCCCCCGAGGAGGAGAAGAGGAAGCAUAAGAAGAAGCGCCUGGUCCAGAGUCCCAACUCGUACUUCAUGGAUGUGAAAUGUCCAGGUUGCUACAAAAUCACCACCGUGUUCAGCCAUGCUCAGACGGUGGUUUUGUGUGUCGGCUGCUCAACUGUUCUGUGCCAGCCCACUGGGGGCAAGGCAAGGUUAACAGAAGGAUGCUCCUUCAGGCGAAAGCAGCACUAAAUUAAGCAGGUGGUGGUCCAGGAUGGGUGGGGCUACACGAACAGUCUCAGGCUAAGUCGCUGACGAGCUCAAGAGGAUAGAUGGGGUCUGCUGCACAAGAACCAGGUCUGGCACAAAAGAAGUUGUAGCUGCAACAGUGUGACUCCUGAGGGCUGCUUCAGCUGCUGAACAUGGAAUAUGAUGAGCAAAAGGGGGCGAUUGCACUGUCCUUGUAGCCUCACCCAUUUGACUGAAUAAAUUUUGGAUAAUACA
This is a messenger RNA of Hemicordylus capensis (graceful crag lizard), 642 nucleotides long. It is a transcript of the gene RPS27, whose product is annotated as ribosomal protein S27. The coding region runs from base 136 to 390 and encodes 84 amino acids. Gene Ontology annotation, biological process: translation; ribosomal small subunit assembly. The transcript has 4 exons. NCBI's taxonomy places the organism in Eukaryota, Metazoa, Chordata, Lepidosauria, Squamata, Cordylidae. Gene Ontology annotation, molecular function: RNA binding; structural constituent of ribosome. Gene Ontology annotation, cellular component: cytosolic small ribosomal subunit; ribosome. The record is from RefSeq and is a predicted model, not a curated record.